Messenger RNA from Panicum virgatum (switchgrass), 2855 nucleotides. Its product is annotated as G-type lectin S-receptor-like serine/threonine-protein kinase At2g19130. The record is from RefSeq and is a predicted model, not a curated record. Lineage: Eukaryota; Viridiplantae; Streptophyta; Magnoliopsida; Poales; Poaceae. Gene Ontology annotation, biological process: recognition of pollen; protein phosphorylation. The transcript has a single exon. Gene Ontology annotation, molecular function: protein serine/threonine kinase activity; ATP binding. Bases 325 to 2655 code for a protein of 776 amino acids.
CCGCUUUGAUGGCAGUGGCAUGAAGUUCACGGGACGGGGACGCUGCGCAAGGUAGGUGGUAGGAGAUCCAGGGGUGAUGUUUUCCUAAACUGAAGCUUGGUCAAAGACGGAGGCGGUGACGGUUCUUGCUUGCUGGAGCCUCGGAGUUGGGAUGGCAAUUCUACCCACCCGUGGAUAAGGACAUUCAGGACAAUCUGCUUCGCAUUCAGGACAAUUCAUCUUGUUCUCAGCUCGCGUUCCCUUGUGCAGUUGGCCAGUUGUGGCAGCAACACUUUGCUAAUUUCUUCCAUGGCAUGCUCGUUCCCCUGCUAGUGACGCUCGCCAAUGGGGGCUGUGAGGCGCGUCUUCCCGCUGUCCCGGCCUCGGGAGCGCGCGCUGCCCACCUCCCCCCUCGUCCUGCUUGGCUGCGCAUUCUUCGCCGUCGCCGCCUUCGCCGGAGACAGCAUCGUCCCCGGCGACGGCAUCUCCGGGAACGAGACGCUGGUCUCCAAGAACGGCGAGUUCGAGCUGGGCUUCUUCUCCCCGGGCGACAACAUCCACUUCUUCCUCGGCGUCCGAUUCAAGAAGAUGCCGAGCACCAGCCCCAAGUUCUGGGUCGGGAACAGGGUCCCGGUCACCGACCUCUCCACCUCGGCGCUCGUGGUCUUCGACGGCAGCCUGUGCAUCAAGGAGGCCGGGGCUAACCUCUGGUGCUCGCCGCCCGCUGCCGCCUCCGCCGCCGCGGUGCUCCUCGACAACGGAAAUCUUGUGGUGAGGGAUCAGGCCAACUCUUCUCGGAUCUUGUGGCAGAGCUUCGAUUACCCCGGCGACUCGCUGCUGCCCGGCGCGAAGCUCGGGUUCGACGGGGACACCGGGAGCAACAUCUCCAUGACGUACGAGCACUACCCGCACAAUGGCAGCAUCAGCGUCGAUCAGAGCAGGAGGAACGGGUUCGUGCUCACCAUCGACGGGCUCGGAAUUCUGGGGACCUUCCCGGAUUGGUUGGUUGCAUCUCAAGACAACGGCAGCUCCCUAAUGCUGAAUCGCCCGAGCCCAAAUCUGAUUGAAUUCUUGCAGCUCCAUCUCGGGCAAGUCAGCUUGAUGCGGUGGUCAGAGGAUUCUGCAUCAGCAAACAAAAGUGGCUGGGUGGCUCGUUGGACCUUCCCUUCAGAUUGCAAAUCCAGCGGCUUCUUCUGUGGUUCCUUUGGUGCCUGCACAAGCAACGGCAGAUGCGAUUGCCUCGAUGGAUUUGAGCCUUCGUAUCCGGCUGAGUGGGGGCUUGGAUACUUUGUCACCGGUUGCUCGAGAUCUCUUCCACUGAGCUGCGAGGCAAAUGGCCAGACUGAACAUGAUGACUCGUUUAUCCUGAUGAACAAGCUACAGGGGCUCCCUUAUGGCCCUCAGGAUGAUUUAGCAGAAAGUGAUGAAGAUUGUAAACAAGCCUGCUUGAGCAAUUGUUACUGUGUUGCGUAUGUGUAUGACGUCUCCGUAUGCAAGCUAUGGUACGACAAGCUGUACAACGUGAGUUUUGCUUCUAGACCUCCAUACAGCAAGGUUUAUGUUCGUUGGGGUUCCAAGCUCCGGGCCAAAAAUGGUCUACACAAGAGAGCUAUUUUAUUGUUGGUGGCAGGAUUUAUAGCAUUGGCUUCUGUGAUAUUGAUACUGGCGCUUCUAUGGAGAUAUAGGAGAGAUUUAUUUACUUGCAGAAAGUUUCAAGUAGAGGGUUCUCUGGUUUUCUACUCUUAUGGGCAGAUCAAGAAAGCUACAAGGAGUUUCUCUGAUAAACUUGGCGAGGGAGGUUUCGGUAGUGUUUUCAAGGGAACAAUGCCAGGACCAGAAUCAACUGUUGUCGCUGUGAAGAGUCUCAAAGGCAGUGGGCACGCAGAUAAGCAAUUCAGAGCAGAAGUGCAGACAGUUGGAGUGAUCAAGCACACUAACCUUGUCCGUCUUCUGGGAUUUUGUGUUAAAGGGGAUAUGAGGUUGCUGGUCUAUGAGUAUAUGCCUAAUGGUUCUUUGGAGUCACACCUCUUUUCAGAAAGGUCUGGUCUUCUGAAUUGGGAUGUUCGCUACCGAAUCGCACUAGGUAUUGCAAAGGGUCUAGCCUAUCUUCAUGAAGAAUGUGAGGACUGCAUCAUACAUUGUGACAUCAAGCCUGAAAACAUACUACUUGAUGAGGAAUUCUGCGUUAAAAUCUCAGACUUUGGCAUGGCAAAGCUUCUUGGACGUGAAUUCAACUCUGCAUUGACCACCAUCCGAGGAACCAUUGGAUAUCUCGCACCAGAGUGGAUAUCUGGACAGCCUAUCACUAAAAAGACAGAUGUUUAUAGUUUUGGCAUCGUGCUUCUUGAAAUAGUCUCGGGCAGAAGGACUACAAGGAGAUUGAAAUUCGGAAAUCAUCGAUAUUUCCCUCUUUAUGCAGCCGCUCAAGUGAAUGAAGGGAAUGUGAUGUGCUUACUGGAUAGUAGGCUGGAAGGGAAUGCUAAUGUCAGAGAGCUUGACAUCACCUGCAGAGUUGCCUGUUGGUGCAUCCAGGACGACAAGAAUGAUAGGCCAUCAAUAGGGCAAGUUGUUCGAAUGCUGGAAGGCAUUGUGGACACUGAAAUCCCUCCAAUUCCACCUUCCUUUCACAACCUUAUGGAGGGUGAAAGCAGUGGUAUAUAUUCCGACGAAGGAUAAAGUUUUACAAGAGUGGGGAAAAUUGUGACGUGCUCGAUGCUCCAAGGUUGUGCCAUAAUUGUAAAAGUUUUUCCGUUGCUAGACAACAACACCAAUUUCUUAACUGAUUGACCUACUAGAUAUGGGUACCAUAUCCAUCCUGUAGGGAUUGUAUUUGUAUAUACCCAGGAAAUGCAAUGGAAAAUUGAAGAUUCUUGUCC